Crotalus tigris (Tiger rattlesnake) is the source of this 4761-nucleotide messenger RNA. It is a transcript of the gene NRP1, whose product is annotated as neuropilin 1. The record is from RefSeq and is a predicted model, not a curated record. Gene Ontology annotation, cellular component: membrane. NCBI's taxonomy places the organism in Eukaryota, Metazoa, Chordata, Lepidosauria, Squamata, Viperidae. Gene Ontology annotation, biological process: vascular endothelial growth factor signaling pathway; axon guidance; angiogenesis. Gene Ontology annotation, molecular function: vascular endothelial growth factor receptor activity; semaphorin receptor activity.
CUUUGGAAAUAGCGUCGGGUCCUCUCUUAUUGCCACUGAUUUGAGCUUCUUCUCCUUAGGCUGCAGGAAGGAACCGCUUGACAUUUCUGUCAGCGUUCCCACCACCGCUGCCAGCCGCUUGGAUCAGCGCAGGCAGAGGCGGCGUCCCAUCGCCGAGGGGCUUUGGGACUGCAAGCCCCUGCCGCGUUAGCAGGGCGCACGAGGCGUCAGGCAGGCGCCCUGCUGAGCCUUUUCCUGGGAGAGUUGUGCAACCGGCUUAGGAGAAAAAAGCGGUGAGGAUUUCCGCGCAUUUCGUCCAUCUGUGCCGCUGGUGCGACUUCCUUGUUAGUUUUUUCGCUGUUGGCUCCCCCCCCCAUGUUAACCUCUAUUUGAACAUGGCAAGGACAGUAUCUCCUGGAAAUGGAUUCAGCGUGGGAAAAAGCUCAGGAAACCAGAGCUAAAUGACAGGAUGCGGGAGACUUAAGGAGAUAGUCGAGAGAGAAAAAGAGAGAGAGAAAGGAGAGAGAGAGAGCGCCUACUGCAACCGACAAGACUUCUGGUGCUACUACUACAGUUGUUGUCAGCUGAAUCAGUUUUCUGUUUCUUUUGAACUGCCCGUGCUGAAGAAGGAUUUAAGAUCUGAGAGGAACUGCGUGGAGAGAUAGGAUAAUCUUGUUCCCUUUGUUCAGACCUGCUGUAUCCAAAGCAGAAGAUGGCCUGGGGUCUACUUUUGCACUGUGCAGCCCUCGUAGUUGCCCUUGGCAGAGCUUUGAAGAGUGAUCGAUGUGGUGAAAACAUAAAAAUUUUAGAGCCUGGAUAUCUCACCUCUCCUGGCUAUCCUAAUAGUUAUCAUCCAAGUCAAAAAUGUGAAUGGUUGAUUCAGGCUCCUCAACCUCACCAGAGGAUUAUGAUCAACUUCAACCCACACUUUGAUUUAGAGGACAGAGAAUGCAAGUACGAUUAUGUUGAAGUGAUUGAUGGAGACAGUGCAAAUGGGCGAGUGUGGGGAAAGUUUUGUGGCAAAAUUGCGCCCCCACCUGUGAUAUCUACAGGACCAUACCUCUUAAUCAAGUUUGUCUCUGAUUAUGAAACUCAUGGAGCAGGCUUCUCCAUUCGCUAUGAAAUUUUUAAAAGAGGACCAGAAUGCUCCAGAAAUUUCACAUCUAUGACUGGAAUGAUCAAAUCACCAGGAUUCCCUGAAAAAUAUCCCAACAGUCUUGAAUGUACUUACAUUAUCUUUGCACCAAAGAUGUCAGAGAUUAUCCUGGAAUUUGAAAGCUUUGAACUGGAACCAGAUACAAAUCCACCCGGAGGUGCAUUCUGCCGUUACGAUCGUUUGGAAGUCUGGGAAGGUUUCCCAGAAGUUGGUCCUCACAUUGGGCGAUAUUGUGGACAAAACACACCUGGUCGUGUACUGUCAUCAACUGGCAUUCUCUCCAUGGUUUUCUAUACCGACAGUGCAAUAGCAAAAGAAGGCUUCUCUGCAAACUACACUGUGGUCCACAACAAUAUUCCAGAAGAUUUCCAGUGCAUGGAACCACUUGGCAUGGAAUCUGGUGAAAUUCAUUCUGACCAGAUUACUGCCUCUUCCCAAUAUAAUCCCCAGUGGUCAUCUGAAAGGUCCCGUUUAAAUUAUCCUGAGAAUGGAUGGACACCUGAAAUUGAUUCUACUAGAGAAUGGAUACAGGUAGACAUAGGCGUUCUCCGCUUUGUAUCUGCCAUUGGGACUCAAGGAGCAAUCUCAAAAGAAACUAAAAAAAUGUAUUUUCUGAAAAUAUAUCGAGUAGAUAUUAGUUCCAAUGGAGAAGAUUGGAUAUCCAUUAAAGAUGGAAACAAUAAACCUUUGCUAUUCAUGGGGAAUACCAACCCAACUGACGUUGCUUAUAGAUCUCUUCCCAAGCCAGUUCUGACACGUUUUGUUCGAAUCAAGCCUGUAAACUGGGAAACUGGGAUAUCACUGAGAUUGGAAAUUUAUGGCUGUAAAAUUACCGAUUAUCCUUGCUCUGGCAUGCUAGGUAUGGUAUCUGGACUCAUCGCUGACUCUCAGAUUACAGCAUCAAAUGAAUUGGAUCGGAAUUGGGUGCCAGAAAACGUCCGUCUUAUAACAAGCCGUAUAGGAUGGGCAUUGCCACCCCCAGAUGGUCAUACAUACACAAAAGAAUGGCUUCAAAUAGACCUUGGUGAAGAAAAGAUAGUUCGGGGCAUAAUAGUCCAGGGAGGUAAACACAGAGAAAACAAGGUCUUCAUGAGAAAAUUUAAAAUUGAAUAUAGCUACAAUGGUUCAGACUGGAAAUGGAUUAUGGAUGCCAGUAAAAAGAAAGCCAAGAUUUUUGAAGGCAACACCAACUAUGAUACUCCUGAACUUCGCACUUUUGACCCCUUGACAACCAGAUUCAUCCGUGUUUAUCCAGAAAGAGCCACCCAUGCUGGAUUGGGACUAAGGUUGGAACUGCUAGGCUGUGAAAUUGAAGUCCCUACUUCAGUCCCAACCACUGCUGAUACCAUUCCUGUAGAUGAGUGUGAUGAUGACCAAGCCAACUGCUACAGUGGAACAGGUGAUGACUUCCAUUUGACAGGGAGUACCACAGCUACGAUUACAGAAAAACCAGUACCAACUGAUACUACAGUUCAGCCAGCCAUCCAUUAUUCCAUUACUGAAGAACUUCCAGCAUAUGGUUUCAACUGCGGAUUUGGCUACAGUUCUCAGAAGACGAUCUGUCGCUGGGAACAUGAUGCCCAGCUGGAUUUGAGAUGGGCAGUCCUUACCAGCAAAACAGGGCCCAUUCAGGACCACACAGGAGAUGGCAAUUUUAUUUAUUCCCAAGCUGAUGAAAACCAGAAAGGCAAAAUUGUCCGCCUCAUCAGCCCCAUCAUCAAUCUGCAAAAUUAUGCCCUUUGCAUGACUUUCUGGUAUCAUAUGUCGGGCCCUCACGUCGGCACACUAAGAAUCAAACUGCGGUACCAGAUACCUAAAGAAUACGAUCGGGUCUUAUGGACACUAAGUGGAAAUCAGGGAAACUGCUGGAAGGAAGGCCGGGUUUUUCUCCACAAAUCUGUGAAACAUUAUCAGGUAAUGGUGGAAGGAGAAAUUGGAAAGGGAAAUGGAGGAAUUGCAGUUGAUGAUAUUAACUUUGACAGCCACAUAACACAGGAAGAAUGCCGAAAAUCAAAUGAUGCAGGGAAUGAAGUAGUUGAAGUAGAACCAGAUAUUAAUCAAACAGGAUUUACUCCUGAUUACCGUGAAAAUGGGGAGCCUUAUAAUGACAACAUUUCUCGAAAGCCAGGCAAUGUGCUGAAAACACUUGACCCCAUUCUCAUCACCAUCAUCGCUAUGAGUGCCCUGGGUGUGCUGCUUGGUGCCAUCUGUGGGGUUAUUCUGUACUGCGCCUGUUGGCACAAUGGGAUGUCCGAUAGAAACUUAUCUGCACUGGAGAACUACAAUUUUGAACUUGUGGAUGGGGUUAAAUUAAAAAAGGAUAAACAACACACAGAAUACUUAUUCAGAAGCAUGAGGCUGAAAACUGCGUUGAAGACGCUGAGCCAAGCUUUUCUCAGGAGCUUCAGUGGGUGUACCAGAUAUUCUAAGACAUGGACAACAAUCUGUGUUAAACAAUCUGAAUCAUUAAGCCAUGAAGUAAGUCUUUUAAUUCUGUCCAAGAUGUUCAUAUAAAUCGAUGGCAAUGAGAAUUUGUUGUUGAUGUUGAAGAGCAAAGAGUGUUUUUCCCAUCCAUAUCCUAGCUAUCCAAUUUAAGGGUAAUUGUUUCUGCGCAGGACUCAUUCAUGCUAAUGUAGAAGCAUACUAAUAUUGCUACAAGUAGUAAUGCAUUGUCUUUGCUAAUAAUGGAUUUGCUUUAAAAAAAAAUCAUUGUAUAACAUAUCCUAAACUGGAUUUAAAAUAAGUACUCUUAACAUUCUGAUGAGAAGGAAUUGGGGACCAUGUGGUCCUUCCGUUCACUCAGCCAGCACAGUCUGUACAACUUAUGUAUUUCCUCUUAUUGAAAAGUAAUGUCUAUGAAAAAAAACUGACAACUGUAGCCAUGUUUUAAGAAUUAAGUUAAUCUCCAAAAGACACAGUUAACUCUUGACACAGUUAAUUGUUAAAGAUCUUAAAUCAUAACAAGCAUUCAGGGCACCAUAAACUGAUUUUGUCACAUUGUUUUACGUGGUAUUCAAAAGCACCUUGAUUAAAAACAGCUGGUGUUCACUACACCAGAGCAAAUGUUUAACAAUCCUGCUCUCUUUGUUGUAAAUAUGAGUUAUCAUCCAAAGAAGGUUUAUUUUCAUCUACCAUGAAAAAAAAAUCAAAGUGACAAAAGAGUAUAUGAAUCAAUUGUUUAGUAAUCCAAUUUACAAUGUAAUUGAAUGCUCUACUAGUUAAUUAUCCCAAAGACAACAUCAAAUGCAAAUAAUUUUUACUGCACUUCUUUCAUGUAUAUUUAGCUGCAUCAUGUAUUAUUGACUCUAUGUCAAUAAUCACAUAGGCAUCUUAAGAUCUGUGAUAAAAGUGCAUACAAACAUUAUUUAAGAGGGGCAGAUUUCAUUGCAUGUACUUUCUAGAACUCAAAAAGUAACAUAUACAAUAUUAAUAUUGGUAUGGAAAAAGGAUUUUUAAUAAUUUGUGCACAUAUGAACUAAAUCUGUGGCCUAUAAAUCUGACUUCAGGUAGUCCUCAACAUGCAACUACAAUUGAGCCCAAAUUUUUUAUUUUUAAGUGAGACAUUUGUUAAGUGAGUUUUACCUCAUUUUAGGAUCUUUCUUGCCAUAGUUGUUAAAUGAAUCACU